UCGGACGAGACGAUGAAACGGCGGACACUCGUAUCGUUCACGGUUACUGCCAAAAAGUUUCUCUGCUUUCUUUAUAUGCUGAGACUCUGAGAGCUUCGGUGCAAGCAGGUAGCAAAUUAUUCUGGUCUGUACGUGCGCGUCCAUGGCUGGCUCAACCAUCGUCCUCGUCCCGGCCUGGGGAUCCGGCCACUUCAUGUCCGCGCUGGAAGCCGGCAAGCGGAUGCUCGGCAGCGGCGGGGCCGCCGUCUCCCUCACCGUGCUCAUCAUGCGGGCGCCGACGGAGACGAAGGCCGCGGAGGUCGAGGGACACGUGCGGCGGGAGGCGGCUUCUGGAUUAAUGGACGUGCGCUUCCGGCGGCUCCCCGCGGUCGAGCGACCCACCGGCUGCGUGGCGCCCGAGGAGUUCACGUCCCGGUACGUCGAGCUCCACGCGCCCCACGUCAAGGCGGCCAUCGAGGGGUUGGCGUCGCCGGUGGCCGCGGUCGUCGUGGACCUCUUCUUCACGCCCCUGCUCGACGUGGCCCACGAGCUCUCGCUGCCGGUGUACGUGUACUUCGCCUCCACCGCCGCGUUCCUCGUGCUCAUGCUGCGGCUGCGGCUGCCGGAGCUCCGGGAGUACCUGACUGUUGGGUUCGAGGGGAAGGAGGCCUCGGUGAACGUGCCCGGGCUGCCGCCGGUGCCGCCGUCUCACAUACCGGUGUGCCUCGUGAACAAGACGGUGAAGAACUACGACUGGUUCGAGUACUAUGGCCGCCGCUUCAUGGAGGCCAAGGGCAUCAUCGUGAACUCGUCCGUCGAGCUCGAGGGAGCGGUUCUGGCCGCGAUCGCCGACGGCCGCUGCGUGCCCGCAGCCGCCGGUCGCCCCGCUCCGGCGAUCCACGCCAUCGGUCCGGUGAUCUGGUUCGACAGCCCGCCGCCGGAUCAGCCGCACGAGUGCGUGCGGUGGCUGGACGCGCAGCCACCGGCGUCCGUGGUGUUCCUCUGCUUCGGGAGCAUCGGCUUCCUCGACGCGGCGCAGGUGAGGGAGGUCGCCGAGGGCCUCGAGCGCUGCGGCCACCGCUUCCUCUGGGUCCUGCGCGGCCCGCCCGCCGGCGACGUGCGGUACCCAACGGACGCGAACCUGGGCGAGCUUCUCCCAGAGGGGUUCCUCGAGUCCACCGCCGGGAGGGGGAUGGUGUGGCCGAGGUGGGCGCCGCAGAAGGACAUCCUCGGCCACGCCGCCGUGGCCGGCUUCGUGACGCACUGCGGCUGGAACUCGGUGCUGGAGAGCCUGUGGUUUGGGGUGCCGAUGGCGCCGUGGCCGCUCUACGGUGAGCAGCACCUCAACGCGUUCGAGCUCGUGGCCUGUAUGGGCGUGGCGGUCGAGAUGAUCGGGACGACGACGAAGGACGGUGACGCGGUGAGAUCCUUCGUCGGGGCGGCGGAGGUGGAGCGCGCGGUGAGGAGGCUGAUGCCGGGCGGCGGGUCGGAGGAGGGGAGGAAGGCGAGGGAGAAGGCCGCGGAGAUGAGAGCCGCCUGCAGGACUGCCGUGGAGGAGGGCGGGUCGUCGCACGAGGCGUUGCAACGUCUCGUGCGUGAGAUUUUGGAAGGCCAUAGGAGGCCGUAGCUUGAGGACGAGGAGCUGUGACUGUGAGGAACUGAUAAUUCGGUAUUAAUGGUUAGUCACCCACCAUUAUUUCCCCGGUUUAGUCUCCUGAGAGUUCGAUUAUUUGACAUCCUGAUCAUAUGGUUUUAUAUAUCAUUGUUACAAGUAUUAACCUAAACAAUUUAGUAAAAAAAAAUAUCAAAUCAUCGAAUGUAUCUCUCAUCACCGUCCAUUUUUUUACAAAGCAAUUACAGACGUCUUACUCUUCUUGUAUGUACACCUGCACGCUUAGCCCUAUGAUCUCUCAAUUUUUAGAAACAAAUGUUAGCAUAUAUAGAUGCUUAUAUAAU
Molecule: messenger RNA, 1935 nt
Organism: Oryza brachyantha (malo sina)
Lineage: Eukaryota; Viridiplantae; Streptophyta; Magnoliopsida; Poales; Poaceae
Product: anthocyanidin 3-O-glucosyltransferase 2-like
Exons: 1
Coding region: 143-1606 (487 amino acids)
Molecular function (GO): UDP-glycosyltransferase activity
Source: RefSeq, a predicted model, not a curated record